UUUCACGUUUUUUUGAUUUUAAGUUUCCUAUCACUUUUCAAGUCCUUCUGAAUCCUUUUCAAAAUCUUUCGAAAAUAUCCUACAGGAAAUGAGUCAUCGUCGACGUCGUUCGGCCCAUUAUCAAAAUUUAUCGGAUAAAUAUUUGAUUGGGAAGACAGACAUCGAAGCGGAAUGUUUUCAUCGGCAAUAUUAUCAUAUGUAUAGAGCAAGGGUUAAACUGUUGCAGAAACGAAUCAUCGAUAACGCAAAACAGUUACUUGGUAUCAUAUCACUGAAAAGUAUGAAGCAAAGCUAA
Messenger RNA from Loa loa (African eye worm), 295 nucleotides. RefSeq lists its product as hypothetical. Bases 89 to 295 code for a protein of 68 amino acids. The record is from RefSeq and is a predicted model, not a curated record. NCBI's taxonomy places the organism in Eukaryota, Metazoa, Nematoda, Chromadorea, Rhabditida, Onchocercidae. The transcript has a single exon.